UGACAUUUGACAAGACGUCAAUUGUCAAAUUAGCGUCAAGUGUUUUGUUAUAAAACUUAUAAAUAAACAAUUUUGUGUAAUUCUUUACGAAUUAACAGGAACAAUUGUUAUAAAACAACUAGUUAAUAAGUACAACGUUUACUUUGUUGUUAUUUGUGAUAAUAUAACAAUAUGUCGGCCAAAAACAAUGUAUCAGUGGAUGCUCGUCAAGAGUUAGCAGAACUUGUUAAAAGAAAAGCAGAGAUAGCGGAAACCUUAGCAAAUCUUGAACGCCAAAUUUACGCGUUUGAGGGUUCGUAUUUAGAGGAUACUCAAUUAUAUGGGAAUAUUAUUAGAGGGUGGGAUCGGUAUUUAUCAAGUAACAAAACAACAAACUCAAAAGCAGAUAAAAGAAAUAGGAAAUUUAAAGAAGCUGAACGUCUAUUUUCUAAAUCUUCUAUAACAUCAAUGGCAGCGGUUAGUGGAAUUGUUGACCAAAAUCAGGAGAAAAUGGAACCACACAGCGAUACCGAGUCUCAAACAAAUGAAGAUUCUAGUGAUACUAACUUAGGUCCUAAUUCCAAUCAUAUAGAUUCAGGAAUGAAAAAUGCAGGAAAACAUUCGACGAAUUCGUUGAAUGGUGUACAAAACGGUCUUGAUCAUCGGAAUAGCCCGAAUAGAGACAUUUCGGCUAAACAGAAAAGUUUUAGUGCAAGUGCUAAAAAAACUAAUAACAAGAAAGCCAGACACAGAUGACUUUUCGUGUUGUUCUCAGCUUGUAUGUGUGUUUACGGUUUGUAAGUUUUAAGAGUUUUGUUUUUCUAUAGUUGGUAGGAGUGAGUUUGGAAUCAAAGUUUUGUUUUUCUAUAGUUGGUAGAAGUGAGUUUGGAAUCAAAGUACCUGCAUAUUGAAAUUGUAAAAUUUUUACCAAUGUACUUUUUCAUUGUAAUUGAAUAAAAUGAUUCAGCAAUUAA
Messenger RNA from Tribolium madens (black flour beetle), 953 nucleotides. RefSeq names its product chromatin modification-related protein MEAF6 (gene Eaf6). NCBI's taxonomy places the organism in Eukaryota, Metazoa, Arthropoda, Insecta, Coleoptera, Tenebrionidae. Gene Ontology annotation, cellular component: NuA4 histone acetyltransferase complex. The transcript is spliced from 4 exons. The coding region runs from base 172 to 735 and encodes 187 amino acids. The record is from RefSeq and is a predicted model, not a curated record.